CUUCGUACAUGGUCUUACUAUCACUCACAUCUCCCACACUAUCUACUGCGAGAAAGAUCCCAAAAUGUCGACCACCCGCUAUAAGGACCCAAUCCCUGAGGGUGUCUGCGUCUUCACCACCCUUGACGAAGCCGCCAAAAUUCAACAGGCGAACCCGUAUGCCAUUUUCUAUCCCGAGAACAACGGCCACUACGCGAAGGAUCCGGAUGGGACUGUCGUCGCCGUGGCAUCGGACGAAAUGUGUGAGGAGAUUGACCGCAGAAACGCCGAGUUGGAAGCGAAGAUUGCCGCGGGCGAGAAGCUGACGGAUGAAUAUGCGGUUUAGGUGAGGGGGGCAAGCCAACACCGAUCCUUCGUGGAUGGACUUUUGGUAAUCCUAGAAACAGGGAUGAUGAGCCAUGCUUACGGGGCUGUGGGAUGUAACCGGAGUGGUACGAUGAGAUGAGGGAUAAACUGGAAGCAUUCAAACUGUCCUGUGUCAGCUUAUAGAGAGGGAAUUAUAACUGCACUGUACGGGUAUUUAAGUCGCCUAUGUCUCCCUGAACCAAGCCAGUCUGUCACUCAUCGUUCUUCCUGAGCAUUAGAAAAUACAAAGAAACAAAGCAGCAGCCCUUCAAACCUUUUUUCUUUUUGAACCUCUUGUCUUAUUCUCUUGACAAUGCUUUCCACCGUCGUCCUUCGCAAGCUGUUUCUUAUCAGCCUAGCCGCUACGGCCUACGCAGCUACCACUCGUUAUAACAGCCCUCUCCCUGACGGCGCUAUGGUCCUAGACACCGAAAAAGACCUCCGAGAAUUUACUGCUUCCCACCCAGAUGUCGAUCUCGAGACUGCAAACGGAGGCUACACUAUUAAAGAGCCUAAUGGACCGAUCUUGGCUUACGUCGGAGACGAUCUGAGCAACGAACUGGACGGACGAAUGAAGUCCUUGGAGCUUUACGAAAAGCUCUCAGCGGAGAAAGGUGUGUCGGAAAACGAUGUAUCCAACGUCUUUGAAACUGCCCGUGGUUGUUCCCAUCCGCACUGUGUUUACCCUGGUGUGCCAGGCAAGUGCGCGCAUUACUCUCAUUGCUAUAUCUGCUCCCAUGGCCAUCGUUGUAUCUAGUCGGCGACAAACAGGCGCAGCUUUCUGCUAGACUAUCUAUUAAAGCUCUCCUGUAAAGCUUUAACAACUCCAAUCUUCUCUCUCUGUGUGUGUAUCUUAUGUACAUUUUCUCGAGACACCGUUGGAUACAUGUAGAAUACUAGCAUGUGGGAAAGCUUUUAAUCCUAGUCGCUACAUAAGAG
Molecule: messenger RNA, 1284 nt
Organism: Aspergillus caelatus
Lineage: Eukaryota; Fungi; Ascomycota; Eurotiomycetes; Eurotiales; Aspergillaceae
Exons: 1
Coding region: 659-1102 (147 amino acids)
Source: RefSeq, a predicted model, not a curated record